This is a messenger RNA of Ricinus communis (castor bean), 949 nucleotides long. RefSeq names its product ethylene-responsive transcription factor 13. The transcript has a single exon. The record is from RefSeq and is a predicted model, not a curated record. Gene Ontology annotation, biological process: ethylene-activated signaling pathway; regulation of DNA-templated transcription. Bases 98 to 772 code for a protein of 224 amino acids. Gene Ontology annotation, molecular function: DNA binding; DNA-binding transcription factor activity. Lineage: Eukaryota; Viridiplantae; Streptophyta; Magnoliopsida; Malpighiales; Euphorbiaceae.
GUAUUGUGUGUGUGUAUAUAAAUCCUUCUGGACCCAACUCCUAAGCCAUUAACUAGAACAAACACCAAAACCCUAAGUGACGGAAAACACUUUGAAAAUGGAAUCCUCAUCAUCAUCAUCAUCAUCAUCAGAAUCCAGGUUCUUCAGUCUUGUACUUGAGUCAAUUCAGCAGCAUCUCCUUACGGAUGACUUUGAAACUCCUUUCAUGAACACCUCACUUGCCACAUUUAGUAACAACACUUCCUUUCUCGGCCAACUUGAUUACUCAACUUACACUCAGGAUAAUGUAUCUGAUAACAUUGAUACCUUUCCUUCACAUCACCUUGACUCCACAGCCUUUGAACGGGUAUCGCCUGAGGUGGCGCGUCCUAAUCACCUCCCAACGAGGAAGCGGAAUUAUAUGGGUGUGAGAAAGAGACCGUGGGGGACAUACGCAGCAGAGAUUAGAGAUCCUAAGAAAAAUGGAGCCAGAGUAUGGCUAGGGACUUAUGAGACACCUGAAGAUGCUGCUUUGGCUUAUGACCGUGCUGCUUUUAAGAUGCGCGGAACGAAAGCUAAGCUCAAUUUUCCUCAUUUGAUCGGUUCCGAUGAUUUAGAACCGGUUAGAGUGAGCAACAGGCGUCGAUCGCCUGAGUCCGAUGAAUCCUCACCAAAGCGGAGAAAGAGUGAAAAAUGCUUGGUGGCUAAUGAAAGUAGUCCUGCAAAGGAGGUCCAUUAUGACGAGGAUGAACUGUUUCUUAAUGAUCAAUUUGUGGGUGAUUGGAUGUGGUAAGUUUGCAAAGAUCAGACCAGAUAGUUAGGUGUUUACUGAUGAUUAAAGCUUGAGCAAUAAUUGUCUAGCCGGUGAUUUAGGUUUUGUUCCAAGAUGUUCUAGCUUCUAGGGAUUGAGAAAUGUUUUUGUAUUAUCUCACUUACGUCCUUAAAAGCAAUUGAAAAUAUAUCAUUUUGC